Terrapene triunguis (Three-toed box turtle) is the source of this 2212-nucleotide messenger RNA. RefSeq lists its product as uncharacterized. The record is from RefSeq and is a predicted model, not a curated record. Bases 74 to 805 code for a protein of 243 amino acids. Gene Ontology annotation, molecular function: peroxiredoxin activity. Lineage: Eukaryota; Metazoa; Chordata; Testudines; Emydidae. The transcript has 5 exons.
CGGGCCGGGGCAGGGUCUGGCCGGCGCCGUGCGCGGCUGCCUGUAGCCCGGGCACUUCCCGCCCGCCAGCGCCAUGAAGGGGCCGCUCCUGCGCCUGCUGCGGCCGCGCCGCGCCUCGCCUCGGCCUCUCCUUGUGUCAGGGAGCCUGUGGGGAAGGGCGCAAACGGCAGCCGUAAGCCAUGCAUACAGUACACAGGCAGGGAGCACCAUGAGGCCGACUGGGCGCUAUCCGAUACCCAACAAGAAGGACCUGCCGUAUGAUAUAGUGGAGCUCAUGGAAGAAGUAGAGAUGAAGAGUGGAUUUUUGCCCAAUGUGUUCAGUGUGAUGUCUCAUCGGCCUGCGGAAUUCAGAGCAUUCUUCGCAUAUUACAAUGCCAUCAUGAACAAAGAGGGAGGAAGACUCAGCAAGGCGGACAAAGAACUUAUUGUUGUGGCUACAAGCAUUGUUAACAGAUGUCCCUACUGUGUAAUUGCACACGGUGCGUUACAUCGGAUAUAUUCUAAAAAGCCAGCUUUGGCGGAUCAGGUUGUUGUGAAUUGGAAACUGGCUGAUCUAAGUGAACGGGAGCAGGCAAUGCUGGAGUUUGCUCUUGCAGUCAGUCACGCUGAUAACAUAACUGAAGAGCACUUCCAAAAGCUGGAGGCUCAGGGUUUUGACCGGGAAGAUGCUUGGGACAUAGGCACAAUUGCCUCCUUUUUUGCCAUGUCUAAUCGUAUAGCUCACUUUACCGAUCUGCGUCCAAACGAAGAAUUCUACACCAUGGGCAGAAUACCUCGGGACAAGGAAAAGGCAGAAACUCCCUAAUGCUGCCCACAAUUUUGUGAAGACAUUUCAAGCGCUUAAUGCCGUGGCUAACGUUGCUAGUUACUGAAUAUAUAUAAAAGGCACAAGCUAAUAGCAGAUUGUUACCAGAAGAGAUCAGAUAGGGAAAUGGGUUACACUUUUCUCCAGCAUGCAAAAAGCUGGAAAGGGUUUGCAACCGUGGGUCAGUCAUAAUGCUUUUAAUUCCUAAAGUAGCUGCAAGAUCAAAACUUUUGUCAUAAACCUUGUUUAGAUUGUGAUAAACUGGCUGGGUAACAUAUCAUGAUUUAUAAACAAGCUGCAUAGCAACUUUUUCAUCACAUCUGUAAUAUUAGAGUAAAUACCAGAUGGGCUUUUGUGUGUGUGUGUGUGUAUAUAUAUAGUAUCGUACCCUUGUCAGACAGUGAAGGGCUGUAAUAAUUUCUCAUGGCACUUUUGCUAAUGAUCAGAGAUUAAUGUAUAAAUAAGGGUUGGGGAGAAGGGAAUGUCCUUCUCAGCCCUAUUAAUUACUCUUAUGUGAUCCUGCAGUGAAAGCAUAAUGCUGCUGCUGUAAUAGCACAAUCAUUCCAAAACAUCCCACUGGUGUCAGUGGAAAGUCUCUGCUAGGCUUCAUUGGAAGUUGGAUCAGGCCCUUAGUGCCAGACUGAGCAGAGCUGUGCAGUGCAGAUGUGACAGUGGGAAGUUUUUACUCAAUCACAGGUCCCAUAUCAGCAAUAGCAGGCCUGUACAAAGUCACUGACAGUGAAAUAUUGUUUUUCUUUUUUCUUCAAAUGCUCAGAUGAAGAAAUUCUCUUGACUGAAUGCUGUUGGGCUGAGUGGUGAAGGAAUCAAGUGUUUGUAUGUAUGAUACAGUGUUGCCAACUCUUGCAAUUUUAUCAAAGGUCUUGUUGUAUAUGGUGUUUUUCUUAAAGCCCGACCUGCUGGAGUGAGGUGAUUUUGGGUGAGAAUCUCAGAUUCCAUUGUUUAAAAAAGAAAGUUUCUAGCCCUCACUGUUGCAGAGAAAAGCUUGAAAACAUGACUCAUGUGCACCCUAAAGGCUUAAAAACCUCAUGACAAAGAACCCCCCCGGUUUACUUUGUCAAAUCUCUUGAUUUCUAUGCCAGUCUCAUAAUGUUUUACGGCCUGACCUACGAUUUUUGAACACUUUGGGUUGGCAACAUUGCAAGUAACUUUCCUCUAUCCGAUCUAUUUCUCACAACUUUUCUAAAACGGAUCAUGGACAAACUCCAUCCACUCUCCAGUAGUUAAGAAACGUGAUUUUCUUGCUUGAGUUGUUUUCAACACAAAACCAUGUCUGGGAAAUGCAAUUGUCUUACCUUGUGUGUAUUUUAAACUAAAUGUAACCUUAAGGUUCUCGACUCAACUUUUAAUCACAUAGGUCAAAAAAUAUAACCCUUUUUUUGAAAAUGG